AUGACAGCGAAUCAUGUUCGCUUUUUGGCCAAGACCGUUCUUGUUAGAGAUAACAAAAUCGAACCUGCCUACAGAUUACUGGACGGAAUUUUAAAAAGAGAAGGAUUCUUUUCCGACGUGAAGAGAAAAGAAAGAUAUGAAAAGCCAUUCCUCAAGCGAAAUCGACUUGCUUACGAGAGAUGUAGGAGAAUCUAUGACGCUGAAAUGCAGCGGAAGAUAGAAUUUGUCAUGAGAAAGAACAGACCAGACCCUUUCUUAAGAUAA
Messenger RNA from Candidula unifasciata, 264 nucleotides. Lineage: Eukaryota; Metazoa; Mollusca; Gastropoda; Stylommatophora; Geomitridae. The record is from the annotation of a GenBank genome assembly.